Molecule: messenger RNA, 789 nt
Organism: Aureococcus anophagefferens
Lineage: Eukaryota; Pelagophyceae; Pelagomonadales; Pelagomonadaceae
Exons: 1
Biological process (GO): calcium ion import across plasma membrane
Cellular component (GO): voltage-gated calcium channel complex; membrane
Molecular function (GO): high voltage-gated calcium channel activity
Source: RefSeq, a predicted model, not a curated record
UGGCGGAGCACGCAGCCCCACUACGACAAUCUGGGCGAGGCGCUGCUCGCGCUCUUCGAGGUCGCGACGCUCGAGGGCUGGCCGGCCCUCAUGUACGCGGCCAUGGACGUCACGGAGGACCGGCACGCGCACCCGCAGCGCAACGCGACGCCGGCCCACGCCUUGUUCUACGUGAUCUUCGUGGUCAUGGGGUCCUUCUUCGUCAUGAACAUCUUCGUCGGCGUCGUCGUCCACAAGUUCCAGAUGGCCAAGGAGCGCACGGACGGCGCGUCCAUCUUCCUCACGGAGCAGCAGCGCGGCUUCGUGGACCGCGUCAAGGUGCUCCUCGACGCGGGCCGGCCGAAGCGGCUGCGCGUGCCGCGCGGCGACUGCCGGAGGGCCGUCUUCUACGUCGUCGUCUCCGAGGGCUUCGAGCUCGCGGUCAUCGCCGCCAUCGUGCUGAACAUGGGCGCCAUCUCCCUGAACCACUACGACCAGGCCAAGGCCUGGGACGACGCGGACCUGGGGCUGAACCUCUUCUUCACGGUCGUCUUCCUGCUGGAGCUCGUGCUCAAGUGGGUCGGCCUGGGGCCGCGGCAGUACUUCGCGGACCCCUGGAACCGCUUCGACGCCUUCAUCGUGCUCACGUCGCUCGUCGACAACGCGUCCGAGUUCAUGGCCACCUUCUACCACAUCCCGCUCCUCAACGCGAUGAACCUGUCCCUCUUCCGCAUCUUCCGGCUCGCGCGCGUCGUCAAGCUCGUCAACGUGAACCCGGGCCUCAAGACGCUGCUCCAGUCUCUGAUCGUG